AGUUUAACAAAAUCAUGCAUUACAUGACAAGACCGUGGAAUUUAGGAAGCACUAUUUCUCCCGAGGAACAUCAAAAAGCAGGAGGGAGGUCCUAACACAGCUUUUCAACUGGAGCAAGCUCUCUGUAAACUCUACACAGCGCAGAAGGAAGCAGAACCCCAUCCCACGGUGCCAGUUGUCUGCAUCUUGUUUCUAGUUUGGGAAAAAGGGCUUCAAUGUUUGUGACUCAGGAGUGGGGGAUUCUCUUCUGUCCUUUCCAAGCCAGAUGACCCUCUUGGUACCUUCCCUCAUUCAGUGUCCGACCAAGGUGAAGUGUCUGAGUGUCAUAAUAUUUCUGAGUUUCUCACUGGCAAUGGGUGAGAUCCCUGGCCCAUGCAGACACUCAAUCACUAAGGAGCACAUGCUGACCCUCAAACACUUGAUAGAUAACCAGCUGAGAAGUGGAUGUUGGAUAACCUACACUUUCAUUGAUCAAAAAACUUUGAGUAAAUGCUGCUAUGUUAAGGCUGCGUUACCAUGGAUCCUGGACCUUCUGACUGCCCACUUCCAGUACACCAGAGGUUCCGACAACGACAGAUAUGUCCAGUUGCUAAAAUCUCUCAUCCACAACAUCUAUUCUCAGAAAUGUGUUCCACAGAUCAAUGAGGAGCUGGAGGACGACCCAGUCAGCUUUGAGGUGACUUUCAGAGAGUCCCCAUCAGUAGCACUGGCCAGAGUCCAGGAGAUCCUGUCUGUGUACUGGGAGCUGGUAACUACCAGUAACACACCAGUGGACUGGGACUGCCAGAGGGAGUACGCAGAGAGCUCAGAACUUGCUACGCACUUAUACACAUCACCAACUGAGCUCAGCACACAACUCUCUUCAACAACUGUCAGAUCUGAUAUGAAUUCAAAGACAGCCUCCCAGACUGGUUCAGAGAGCAACAAGUACAAGUUUGGCUUCAUAGUGGUGUCUCUCAGCGGAGGAGGGCUGCUUGUGCUUAUUCUCUGCAUAAUCACACAGCGGAAAUACUUUAGUAAGAUUAACACAUCGCACUCAAUAUUCACUUCAAGGUCACAUUCAGACAUGUGAAGAAAUUAGUGUCCAUCUCUGCCUGCCUGCCUGCCUGCCUGCCUGUAUACCAGGAGUCCAAACUGCCUCCUUAUGUGUUUUUCUGUGUGUCAGUGUGUCUGUCAAACUGCACCCUGUCUGGCUGGCAGUACAACUGACUGAAGUGUUGUUUUGCAGCCUGCCUGCCUGCCUGUCCGCUUGUCUGCCUGCCUGCCUUCUCAGAAGCAACAUAAUUGAGAUGACUGCUCAGACCGGAAGA
This is a messenger RNA of Hypomesus transpacificus, 1310 nucleotides long. It is a transcript of the gene csf1b, whose product is annotated as colony stimulating factor 1b (macrophage). Gene Ontology annotation, molecular function: cytokine activity; growth factor activity. NCBI's taxonomy places the organism in Eukaryota, Metazoa, Chordata, Actinopteri, Osmeriformes, Osmeridae. The transcript has 8 exons. The record is from RefSeq and is a predicted model, not a curated record. Bases 266 to 1072 code for a protein of 268 amino acids. Gene Ontology annotation, cellular component: membrane.